AUGGUCCGUGUCGCUAAAGAUUCCUUCCACAGACUUGAGCAGGCCUAUGCAAACUUGACCGAGGACCGACUGAAGAGGGCCGAAGUGGAGAUGCGGGAGACGAGGACUACGUCGGACCCCGACAUAUCGCUCUUGCUUCGCGAGCUGUCGAUCUUUGGCCAUGCACAGCCGCUCUCGAACGAAUCCCGUUUACUUAUGCGGAGGAAGAUACAAGCUCUAGACAUCCGCGCCGGUAUGCCUGCAAUCUGGAUUACCAUCAGUCCCAACGACAUUAAUAACCCGGUAAAGAUGAAGCUUGCCAUUCAUAGGCUCCACGAUUACGAGUCUGCGAAGGAGCUUUUGGCCGAUCUCCGUGAAAAGUACGACAGGAUCGCCCUGAGCACCAUGGAUCCGGUCAGCUCGGCCAUCUUCUUCCACCGAGAAAUAUCCCUAUUCUUUGAAAAGUAUGUGAAUACAGGCCGGGAAUCGAUCUUCGGGAAGAUCAGCCACUACUACGCGACGGUGGAAACGAAUGAGCGAGGCAGCCUCCACUUGCAUGGACUCCUCUGGCUGGACGGCAACAUGCGCUUACCGAACUUGAUAGACGACAUGGCCAAUCCCGCGGAAGAAGCAUAUCGCGCCCAGGUGAUUCGAUAUAUAGACUCCGUCUUUCAUGAGUGUCUAGAUGAAGAUGCCGGAAAAGCCGUGCGACAGGAGAGGAAGCCCAUCGAUCCCGUGGAGGAGGUCAUGACCAGCACCUCGGCUCUCACUGCGGCUUUUGAAGACGAAUCGAAUUUUAUCGCAUACUCCUGCCGCUUCAAGGCACCGUGGAAGAUCGUCGAGCAGACAGGAUUCACAGAGGAUGGCUUGCUUCAGAUUCGGCGCAACCAUCCACUCGUCAACCGGUAUAACAAGUCGUUGGCGGUCGGCCUUCGCCACAACCACGACGUCUCGAUGAUCUUGACCAAGACCAAGGGCCUGGCCAUGGUGUACUACAUCACGAACUACGCCACCAAGCUGGAUACGCCGAUGUGGAAGCGCAUUGCUCUCGCCACCGAGGUUGCCCGCCAACUUCGCGAGGCCGGUCGUCCGACGUCUCGCGCGCCAGGUCCCGCCCUGCCCGACGAGAGGCACCAGGCGGUAUUGAACGAAAGCCGUCAAUUCCUGAUGAGAACGGCAAAUCGCAUCUUCUCCGAGCGACAACUCUCGGCUGUCGAGGAUUCAGACUGUGAAGGCUGGAUGCAAAAGCUUCGACGGCCCGACCAGUACGCCGUCCCGAUCUUCCAAGGAUACAUCAGCGACGACCACGAGGACGAUCACCCAGUCUAUAUUAAGCGAAACUCUGUCCUACAUUUGGCGUUAUUCGUCCCUUGGGAAAACUUCACUUCUGAGAGCCUAGGUGAUAUAACCGACAUAUGGACGACGCAUCGAGCGGGCCUUUGUCCCCGCCUCCGUUUCUACGUCUCUAACAUUUGUCUUUUGAGAAAGUCUGCCGAAGACGCGCGUAAGGACGCGAAGCUCUGGGCCAGUCGGUCGGAGGGCGACGACACAAUUGACGUUGAGUACCCGCUUGACGAUGGCCGAUACGAAGAAGAGCCUCCAGCGAUGGCUCAUCGUCAGGCCUACAGAGCUCUCCAGAUUUUGCGAAAUGCCGUGCGGGACACGGACGCCACAAAAGACUCCCCCGUCCUUGGAGGUUUAAUACACGAUCUGUGCGAAGAGAACCCGGCUGGAGAAGAGCAACCUUUGUCCAACGUCAAGAGGAUCUCGGCCAAGGCCCAACAACUAUUGCAUCUUCGGAUGCUAGACGACAUUGAGGGUGGUUCCCAGGGGACCAUGCUUUCCGCGGAUGGCGCCGACAUCGACGAUACGCUAGCUCGCUACGGCGAUACGGAGUCCCCUGCUGCGCUCCCGGGCAGCGACCUCAAUGAACGAGGCCCUCGGAUGCUUGUCGACGUCAGUCCGGCAACUAGCUUCGCGGAGAUGGGACACACCGCCGCGGCCAGCUUUACACUGAACUAUCUACAGACCAUGGCCCUUCAACUCGUUUGCCUGUUUCUGGACAAGUAUACUGCCAAUCCGGACUCAGCGGGUCAGCAUCUUCAAUACACCGGCGGGCCGGGUGGCACGGGAAAGUCGAGGAUUAUCGAUGCCCUGAAGGACGUGUUCGCGGCGAGGAACCAGCCGCAUCUUCUGCAGAUAACCGGCACGUCGGGCAGUUCGGCGGCCCAGAUUGGCGGCACGACCAUCCACUCGGCCUGUGGAUUGUGGCAUCUGUUCAAAACCGUGGUGCUCCUCGAAGACCAAGUCCGCGCACGCAACGAUCCCCAGCUCCGUGCACUCCUGGAUCGAGUUCGUAACGGGCGCCAGACCCAUGAAGAUCUGAGCUUGCUCAAUGCCAACAUUGUAGGACGCUCGCAAAUCACCUUCCACGAUGGUUUGCGCGCUAUAACGCCGCUGAACCGCACCCGGUGGGCCCUCAACAUGGAAGCUGUUGUGGGCUGGGCGCGCUUCAACAAGCGGCACAUCCGUAUCUUUGUCUCGACUCACACCUGGCGCAACGGCACGCUGUCUCCAAACCUCAUAGCGCGAACCAUCGGACAAGGCGACGACUCUGCCUGCAAAGUCCCCGGCGUCUUCUUCUACGCCCAGGGCAUGCCCGUGGUUGUGAACAAGAACAUCUACACUGGCCUGAAGGUGGUGAAUGGGGCUGACUUUACUGCCGUGGACGUGAUAAUCGAUCCCAAUCACCCGGGAUACUGCUUGGCAGAUGACGUGACCAUCCACUUCGGGCCGCCGCUCGGCAUUCUUCUGCAGUCCGAGGAGACGAAGACCUUGGCGAUACCGUCCCUCCCGGUGGGGACAGUACUUAUCCGGCCCAUGUCGCAUACACUUGAUUCGACUAACUCACUUCAAGUUCUUAUCCGCAAGAUGCACGCGACGUGGACUGCCCGCUGUACCAGCGUUCGUUCUCACUGA
This is a messenger RNA of Hirsutella rhossiliensis, 2958 nucleotides long. RefSeq names its product ATP-dependent DNA helicase PIF1. The transcript has 6 exons. The record is from RefSeq and is a predicted model, not a curated record. The coding region runs from base 1 to 2958 and encodes 985 amino acids. Lineage: Eukaryota; Fungi; Ascomycota; Sordariomycetes; Hypocreales; Ophiocordycipitaceae.